AUGGACAAUGAUGUACGAGGAAUAGAAAGAGGGAAAUACGCUUGUGGAGAAUGCGAGGAUUUCAUGAGGUCAGAUGGAACAACUUGUGGCUAUUGUGGCUGUUUGCCGACACGCCUUUCUAAAAAGGAUGCUUGCUACUCCUCUUACUCUGUUGGUGGCAUAUCGGGUUCGGGAACAAGUGAAAGUGCAAGUCCAGAGAAGUAGAAAGAUGAAGAUCUGGGGUGGUUCCCGAACCCAAAGGGCGAAUAAACUGAAUUCUCCAAUAGUAUUCUGCCAAAAUUCUACCUGUCCUUUUGGACCACUUGUCCCUACAAGGAACGCUUUCGCCGCUGUUUCAUGACUGAAAGAAAACGCCAGUGGGAAGUUCGCGAGGCGUUGAAAGCAAUAAAUCAAGGAGAAGAAGAAAGAGGAGACUGA
Pocillopora meandrina is the source of this 417-nucleotide messenger RNA. Lineage: Eukaryota; Metazoa; Cnidaria; Anthozoa; Scleractinia; Pocilloporidae. The record is from the annotation of a GenBank genome assembly.